This is a messenger RNA of Ictidomys tridecemlineatus (thirteen-lined ground squirrel), 3530 nucleotides long. The record is from RefSeq and is a predicted model, not a curated record. NCBI's taxonomy places the organism in Eukaryota, Metazoa, Chordata, Mammalia, Rodentia, Sciuridae.
CCUGUGCGUCCCGUAUCUGUGGAGACCGCAAUAUGGCGGCGGUGUGAGUUAGGAGCGUUGGUCCGCUGCUAGCGAGUAGCCAGGGAAGGAAUCUGUACCAGGAGACUGCCUCCUCCGGGAAGUUGUGGCCAGGGCCCCUCGGGGUCCUCAGACAGCCCCGUAAGACUGGGAAAACUUGGGCGAGAUCAGACCGGGAAGCCCGAAGACAAAAAAGGAACAGCUCUAAGUACCCAUUGCUCAUCUAGGCGAUAUCAGGUCCCACCAUGAGGCCCAGGGACAGCGGAGACUGCACUAUGAAUUCUGGUGGGUCAUGCCUGAGUACCAUUACAAUGGCUGUCCCCACCAUCAAUGACAGCAGUAUACCCAUGAGCACCUGCAGCAGCAGCACCAGUGCCCAGCCCAGCAGCCCCAUAGACACUCAAGUGUGCCUCCCAAAGAAGCAGAACAAAGUAAAGAAGAGGGUCAUCUGGGGCAUUGAAGUGGCCGAGGAGCUGCAGUGGAAAGGCUGGGAACUGGGGAAGGAGACCACGAAGAACCUGGUUUUGAAAAAUCUCUCCUUGAAAACCCAGAAGAUGAAGUACAGGCCUCUCAAGACCAAGUUCUUCUUCACGGUCAUCCCUCAGCCCAUCUUCCUGAGCCCAGGCAUAACUCUCAUGCUACCUAUUGUCUUCCGGCCUCUAGAGGAGAGAGAGUACAAGGACCAGCUGUGGUUUGAGAAGGAAGAGGGGAUAUUCUGUGUGGAACUGAGGGCCACCCUGCCUUGCCACAAACUAGAGUGCCCCCCGUCCCUACAGCUGCCCAUGUGUGCCAUCGGGGACACGGUUGAGGCCUGUUUCUGCCUGGACAAUGUGGGGGACCUGCCCACCUUCUUCACCUGGGAGUUCCCCAGCUCAUUCCAGAUCCUUCCCACCACGGGGUUACUGGAGCCAGGCCUGGCUUGUAGGAUCAAAGUGACCUUUCAGCCCCUCAUGGCUGUCAUCCAUGAAGUGGAGGCCACGUGCUGGUAUGGGGAGGGCAGCAAGCAGAAAAGCAGCAUCCAGCUGCAGGCUAUAGCCAAAUGUGCCCAGCUGGUGGUGAGCAUAAGGCACAAGCGACCGGAGGACCAGGAUGCUGAGGGCUCGCAGAAGGUGUUGCACUUCGGCUGCGUUGCUGUGGGCUGCACAGCUGAGAGGCAGAUAAGGCUGUAUAACCCAUCCGUGGUGAAUGCCCCUUUUAGGAUCGAAAUAGCCUCAGACAUUCUGGCCAAAGACCAAGCCUUCUCAUGUUCCAAGGGCCAUGGCAUCGUGCCCCCAGGAGAAAAGAAAUAUGUGUCAUUAUUCUUCCACCCUGAGGCCUUGGAUGUCAGAACUAUGGAUUACAUUUCCAUCAUGUCUUCCGGCUGUGUCUCCCAAACUGUGCUCAAAGUCGUUGGUUUCUGUAUAGGUCCUGCUGUGGCCCUGCAGCACUACUGUGUCAACUUCAACUGGGUCAACCCUGGGGAGCACUCGGAGCAGACACUGUGGAUAGAGAACCAGUCAGACAGCACAGCACACUUCCAGUUUGCCAUCGACUGCCAGGAGAGCGUCUUCAGCAUCCAACCUGCCUUCGGGACCCUGGUGGGCAAGGCCCGCAUGACCCUGCACUGCACCUUCCGGCCCACUCGCCCCAUCAUCUGCUUUCGACGGGUAGCCUGUCUCAUCCACCACCAGGACCCGCUGUUCCUGGACCUGAUAGGAACCUGCCACUCAGACAACACCAAGCCGGUCAUCCUGAAGCCUCAGCACCUCACCUGGUACCGCACGCACCUGGCUCGGGGUCUGACACUGUACCCUCCUGACAUCCUGGGCAUCAUGCUGAAGGAGAGGAAGCUGGAACAAGACAGGAAUGGGGCCCUUAUGAUACCCAUUGAGGACCUGGAGGAUAUGCCAGCCCCGCAAUACCCCUAUAUUCCUCCCAUGACUGAGAUCUUCUUCGAUGGUACCAAUGACUUGGCCAUCUUCCCCCCACCCGUCAGCAUAGAGCCCAUGGAGGUGGACUUUGGUGGCUGCCCUGGACCUGAGCCCCCCAACCCUAUCCCUCUGUGCCUGAUGAACCACACCAAGGGCAAGAUCAAAGUGGUCUGGACACGCAGAGAUGACUGUCCCUUCUGGGUGACCCCAGACACCUGCGAUGUGCCCCCACUCAAGUCUGUAGCCUUGCGUCUGCACUUCCAGCCACCCAACCCCAACUGCCUCUAUGCUGUGGAGCUUGAAGCCUUUGCUGCCUACAAGGUCCUGUGGAGCUACAGCAACAUCGAGGAGGACUGCACUGUGUGCCCAUCUUGGUGCCUGACAGUGAAGGCACGAGGCCACAGCUAUUUUGCUGCCUUGGAGCAUCAUGUCCCCCAAUAUUCCCUGGAUGUACCCAAGCUAUUUCCUGCAGUGUCCUCUGGUGAGCCCUCCUACCGCAGCCUGCUCCUGGUCAACAAAGGCUCCAUGCUGCUGAUCUUCAGCUUGGCCCCCCAGAGCAGCUCAGACAUCACCCUGCGGCCUGCCUCAGGCCUGGUAGCCCCUGGGGCCCACCAGAUCUUUCUCAUCAGCACCUACCCUAAGGGCACCUCCUGGAAGCAGCACAUUUUCUACCUACAGUUCAAUUUUUACCCCCAAUAUCUCAAGGAGGUGAGCAUGCAGAGCCGGGAGGAGCCACUGCAGCUGAAGCUGGACACCUACAGAAGCAUCUUCUUCAAGCCCACCUGGGUGGGCUGCUCCUCCACCAGUUCCUUCACCUUCCGCAACCCCUCGCGUCUGCCCCUAGAGUUCGAGUGGAGGGUCUCCCAGCAGCACCAGAAGACGCUGGCCGUCCAGCCUGCCAGAGGCCUCAUCCAGCCCAAUGAGAGCCUUAUAACAAGGUUGGCGAGAAGAAAGAGUUGUGUCAAGUCUCUCUGGUGGCUGUGUAUCCCUUGCUCUCCGUUCUUGAUGCCUACUCCAUGGGCAGUGCCGAGGGCAUCACCCGGAAGCACCUGUGGCGCCUCUUCUCCCUGGACAUGCUCAACAAUUACUUGGCACGUGACCCCACACCCGGGGAGCUCACCUACCGAGUGCCCACCCGGCACAGCACGAACCAGACCCCCCCUGUCUUCACCCCUUUGAAACUUGAUUUCAAUUUUGGGGUAGCACCGCUCAAGGCCCCACCCUCUGUGGUACUCCUGGACCUGAAGAACAUUGGGAUGGUACCCUUGGACUGGGCCUUCCUCUUUCCAAGUGACCAGCAGAUUGACUUGGAGCUAUGGGCAGAGCAAGUAGAUUUUGACAGCACUGAGCUCCACCAAAUGCGUGCAGAGGACAACUGCAUCUUCUCCAUCAGCCCCAAGACUGGGAGCCUGAGUCCUGGGGAGGAGCAGAUGGUGGAGUUAAAGUACAGUCACCUGUUUGUUGGCACUGAUCGCCUGCCAGUGCUCUUCAAGGUGUCACAUGGCAGGGAGAUCUUGGCAUAACAGUGAAGCUGGAGCAGAAGUACGUGCUCUUCACCUCCACUAGCCACCAGUUCAUCCCUGUCCCCAUUGGCAACACGCU